CUUCCCUCCUUUUUUAGCCUCAAUCUCUCUCCUUUCAAAUUUCACAUUUUCCUGUUCCUCUCUCUCUCUCUCUCUCUCUCUCAUUACUUACCAUUUCUUCUGCCGUCGGUUACACCACAUUUUAGCCUCAUAUUAGGGCUUAAAGUACAGGUUUAGCAGUUUCGGUUUUCAAAGUCUUAUCUCCUUUGCAUUAUAAUCUCUAGAACAUAGAGUUAGGAAAGAAAAAUGGCUGCGCAAAAUUUCACUGAUGAGAUUGAUUGUGGAAGCUUGUUCGAUAAUUUCGAAGAUUUGAUCGAAUUCCCUGCGGUCACCGACACCUCACUCGAGUCAGUCGAAUGCUAUGAUUUUGCCGAUGUUUGGACCAACAAUUCCGAUGAGUUGCAGGUCUCUGAUCCCAUCUUCUCCGAUAGCAAUUGUGCCUCUACCCUGUCUGCAGAGCUCGCAGUUCCGUAUGAAGAUAUCGUUCAGCUUGAAUGGCUUUCAAACUUUGUGGAAGACUCGUUUUCUGGUGGGGGAAUGACCAUGAACAAAGAGGAUAUUCCGGCGAAAGAGGAGCCGUUGGUGGUUGCAAACUACGAGUUUAAGAUUUCGAGUCCUGUCUCGGUUCUCGAGAGUAGCAGCAGCAGCAGUUCCAGCUCAUCCUCGUGCUCGGGCGGUGAAAAUAGUGGUAAGAUGAUCCCACUAAGCUCAACUCCCCUCGGGCCACAACGGGCCCGAAGCAAGCGCCCUCGGCCACCAGCUUUUAAUCCUCGUGCUAGCAUCGAGCUCAUCUCCCCGGUGACCCUCGUACCAGUGUCGGUUACUACGGAUUCUAAGAACCUAGUUGAUUCUCAUAGUGGGCCAAAAUCAGCCGGGGCCGGGUCUGGGCCUGAUCAGAAGAAGAGAAAGAAGAAGCCCAAGAAACCCGAGGCUGAAUUCAACCCAGACAACAAAAGCGAAAACCGAAACCAAAACCAAAACCAAAACCAGACAGGACAAGGAGUUAGAAAGUGUAUGCAUUGUGAAAUUACGAAAACACCCCAGUGGCGUGCAGGCCCGAUGGGCCCCAAAACCCUUUGCAAUGCUUGUGGUGUUCGUCACAAAUCAGGGCGGCUUUUCCCGGAGUAUCGCCCUGCGGCAAGCCCAACUUUUGUUCCUUCUUUGCACUCCAACUCCCACAAGAAGGUUGUGGAGAUGAGAACAAAAGGUAUGCCAGAGCAAGUCAUGGCUAAGCUUCCCGAGCGUGAACUCGAGCUCAUCCCAAACAUGAACCCACGAGCGGAUUACAUGUGAUCAAAAAAUCUCACUGGCUUGGUUUCUUGUUAGUUUCUUUACUAUUUUUAGUAUAAUUAGUUUGUUAAAUUUGUUAAUUUUGUACAGGGCUCAAGGUGGGAGGAGGUGGGCCUAUAUAGAUGUUUACCAUAUAUAUGUAGGUGGUUGUAGGAAGUUUAGGGUUUAAGGAGAUGCUAGAUUAAGAAGAUUAGAUUAAGAGAAGAGAUUUGCUUCUUGUUCUCUUUAUUUGUUAUGUUUGUUUCUUUUCAUGUUUUUUUUAUGGGAAUUCUUUUUGUAGUUCAUAUAAAUAUAUAUUCUUUGUAGGCA
Molecule: messenger RNA, 1578 nt
Organism: Helianthus annuus (common sunflower)
Lineage: Eukaryota; Viridiplantae; Streptophyta; Magnoliopsida; Asterales; Asteraceae
Product: GATA transcription factor 8
Exons: 4
Coding region: 226-1272 (348 amino acids)
Biological process (GO): positive regulation of DNA-templated transcription
Cellular component (GO): nucleus
Molecular function (GO): sequence-specific DNA binding; zinc ion binding
Source: RefSeq, a predicted model, not a curated record